UCUGACUUUUGGUCAUUUCGAAUGCGCGGCUCCGCGCCGGCUCAGCAUGACGCCGACGGGCGUCGAUGGAUCGAUAGGCUGAUCGCUGCCUGCAUACCGUGGCGAGCUCGCAAGCAUAGCCUACACAGCAUCAUGGCCCUCAGACAGAAGCUUUGGACGCAUAGGAGGAAGGCUGACUGGCUCUAUGUCGCCUUUAUGGGUGUGCACUUGCUGGCUUCGGUGCUGGUGGAUGGCCAAUUAUUCUAUCCUCAGAGCUGCAUCCCGGAGGUGCUCGUCAAGACCAAGCAAGACUAUCUCAGGCAGAGCAAUGACCCUAUGGUUGGCAAGCUUGGCCAGCCCGAGGUGGCUUGGUUCUGGAUGGCCGUCGUUCUGGAGAUGACAUGGCAAUGCCCCGCUUUCGUCUUGGGCAUUGUCGGGCUGGUAAGAGACGAUUGGAGAGUGUGGCCCCUCCUAGUUGGGUACAGCUCGCUCGCCUUCAGCUCAACCCUCUUUGUCAUCUGGCAAGUCAUCGCAGGCCCAGACGCUCCCUCUCUCUCGAGCGAGCAGCUGCGCUUCCUCCUCCAGAACUACGUGCCUUUCGCGCUCAUGCCCCUCAUGAUGCUCAUAGACCUCACUAUCCGCUGCACUGUCGCCCUAGCCUAUGCUCAGUGCAAGCUUGCCACGACGAUCAGGAGCGACAAGAAGACCUCGUAGAUACCAGCGAAGGCAUGUGAUUACGUAAUGACAUCUAUGUUCAAGCGGCGGCUGGUCCGCGAAUAUUUUGUGGAAU
Molecule: messenger RNA, 769 nt
Organism: Jaminaea rosea
Lineage: Eukaryota; Fungi; Basidiomycota; Exobasidiomycetes; Microstromatales
Exons: 4
Coding region: 133-693 (186 amino acids)
Cellular component (GO): endoplasmic reticulum
Source: RefSeq, a predicted model, not a curated record